This is a messenger RNA of Gymnodraco acuticeps, 2371 nucleotides long. Its product is annotated as serine hydroxymethyltransferase, cytosolic-like. NCBI's taxonomy places the organism in Eukaryota, Metazoa, Chordata, Actinopteri, Perciformes, Bathydraconidae. The record is from RefSeq and is a predicted model, not a curated record. Gene Ontology annotation, biological process: folic acid metabolic process; L-serine catabolic process; protein homotetramerization. Gene Ontology annotation, molecular function: glycine hydroxymethyltransferase activity; mRNA 5'-UTR binding; cobalt ion binding. Gene Ontology annotation, cellular component: cytoplasm; nucleus; cytosol. Bases 639 to 2066 code for a protein of 475 amino acids. The transcript has 11 exons.
ACCCGACGUGGGCAUUUAUUAAAAUAAUGUGCACAAAGUUCACAGCCUCAAUCCUGCUGUUCUCCUUGCACACAUCCUGCUGCAACCAGGAUCUCACACACACUACCCGCCUCUCAAUCAGACAGGGAACAGAGCCUAAAUACACACACUCAAAUCAGCACAACAAGACACAGGUGAGGGGGGAGGAGACAACACAGGACACCAGGUGCACACAAUCAUCAGCCACAGACCUCAACUGUACAAUCACGCUAAUAAAGUGCCAUAUUACCCGGCCUGAAGCCGUCAGUCCAUAGUGACGAAAACCUUCGUCACACUCCAAAACUACUUUUUCCAAUAAAUGCAGCAGUUGCUGCUAUUUUCUUGGUGGACUUUGAGUAAUUUCUCAGAUUUUUACUCAGAUUUUUGCAUAUAUAAUUAGUUUUAUGUAUAUAUAAUUCUUGUAAACAUUGAUCUUCAAUUCCUCUGACUGUGUAUACUGUAUGUAUGGCCCAUUGUACACCAAAGCCAGUUCCUUGUAGUUGUAAACCUACUUGGCAAUAAACCUGAUUCUGAUUUUAUGAUUCAUAUUUGAUCUCUAAACAAAGCAUUGUCUUGCUCUUCAGAUUUCCACUCCGAGUGACCAGUGAAACAGAGAAACCAUGUCUUUGACUAAUGCCCACAGCAAAGAAACAUGGGAUGCACACAACCAGAUGAUGCUGGAUCCUCUGUCCAGCGACUCUGAGGUGUGCUCCAUCAUAAAAAAAGAGAAGCACAGGCAGACGUACGGGCUGGAGCUCAUAGCGGCCGAUAACUUCACCAGCAGAGCCGUUUUAGAGGCUCUGGGUACCUGCAUGAACAACAAAUACUCUAAGGGAAGUCCCGGACAGAGUGAUACGGAUGUUGAUGAGCUGGAGAGACUCUGUCAGAAGAGAUCGCUGGAGACGUUUGGUCUGGACUCAGAGAAAUGGGGCGUCAACGUGCAGCCUUACUCAGGUUCACCCGCUAACUUUGCCGUCUACACGGCCGUUGUGGAGCCUCACGGCAGGAUCAUGGGGCUGGACCUUCCCGAUGGAGGUCACAUGACACACGGCUUCAUGACUGAGAAGAAGAAAAUAUCCACAACGUCCAUCUUCUUUGAGACCAUGCCGUACAAGGUGAAUCCAGAUACUGGCUACAUUGACUACGACAGACUGCAAGAAAACGCCCAGCUCUUCCACCCCAGACUCAUCAUCGCCGGAACCAAGUGCUAUUCCCGCAACCUGGACUACGAACGCCUGAGGCUGAUCGCUAAUGAGAAUGGAGCGUACCUGAUGGGAGACAUGGCUCACAUCAGUGGACUGGUGGCUGCAGGAGUGGUGCCCUCGCCCUUCGAGUACUGUGACAUUAUUACCACGACGACACACAAGACGCUGCGAGGCUGCCAAGCCGGACUAAUCUUCUUCAGGAAAGGAGUUCGCAGUGUGGAUGCCAAGGGGAAGGAGACUCUGUACAACUUGGAGUCUUUGAUCAAUCUGGCUGUGUUUAAUGGGCUGCAGGGAGGACAGCACAACCACGCUAUCGCAGGUGUUGCAGUGGCUCUCAAACAAGCCAUGACCCCAGAGUUCAAGGCCUACCAGGCGCAGGUUCUUGUUAACUGCAAAACUCUAUCCAGCAGCCUCAUUGACCACGGCUACAAGAUCGUCACAGGCGGCUCUGACAACCAUCUGAUCCUGCUGGACCUGCGCACUAAGGGAACCGAUGGAGGACGAGCAGAGAAGAUUCUGGAGGACUGUGCCAUCUCCUGUAAUAAGAGCACCUGUCCAGGGGAUAAGAGUGCUCUGCCCCCGAGUGGCUUGAGGUUCGGCUCUCCAGCUCUGACCACCAGGGGCUUGAUGCAGGAAGACUUCAAGAAGGUGGCCGACUUCAUUCACAGAGGCAUCGAGCUGACCCUGGAGAUUCAGGGGAGUCUGGACCCCAAAGCCCCUCUGAAGGAGUUCAUCGCAGCGCUGCGGCAGGGAGAGAAGUUCCAGCAGAGAGUUUCAGAAAUCAAAGCCGAGGUGGAGGCCUUCGCCGGCCAGUUCCCCAUGCCUGGCCUCCCUGAGAUGUAGAAGCACUGAUGGUUAUAAUAAACAUUAUGAUGCCAAAUGUUUGUGGUGUGUUGUUUUGUGUGUAUAUUUGUUUUGUUAAAAUCAGGACCCAGCAGUUCAGCUUUGGCCAGAUUUGUCUUAAUGGUUAAAAAGAAAGAUUUGCAGACUUUUUUUCCCCUCCAAAUAUCCGUGUUGCAGCGGUGCCUUUUCUGUUUUAGAAAUGGUUUGCUUUGGUCUUGGAUGUUUCUAUUACAUUGAAGCUUUAAUCAUGGCUGAAAUCAACAUAUAUUAAUCAAAAUAAACUGUUUUCCACACUGAUCAAUGAA